Cyphomyrmex costatus is the source of this 545-nucleotide messenger RNA. It is a transcript of the gene ND-B15, whose product is annotated as NADH dehydrogenase (ubiquinone) B15 subunit. Gene Ontology annotation, cellular component: mitochondrion; respiratory chain complex I. NCBI's taxonomy places the organism in Eukaryota, Metazoa, Arthropoda, Insecta, Hymenoptera, Formicidae. The transcript is spliced from 3 exons. Bases 98 to 439 code for a protein of 113 amino acids. The record is from RefSeq and is a predicted model, not a curated record.
GUUACAUAUCUGUUCGCAAGGUAAGGUAGAGAAACGCAACGAUUGAGUGAAGGGUGAAGGGACGGGUCACGGAGGUAAGGUUAUAAAAUUCUAAAUCAUGUCGUCGAAAAAGAUAUACGAUCUCACGCCGGAGCAACGCGAAAUCGCGUUGUGGAAAGAUGCGAAACGGAAGCAGUUACGCGAAAUAUAUCUAAGAGAUUCAGGACACCCGACCAAAAGCCUUCUUUUUGAUACAGGAAUAUAUCGAUUCGCUGCCGCAAAAGCAUCGGUAGAGAUGCACUUUGUACCUACAGUGACACGAUUCUUCUCGCGAUUUGGAGUAAUUGCAGGUCUUAUUAUCUUAACUGGAUUAAUGUUAAAAACUGGAAGGGCUAAAAAAGAACACAUGUAUCGUACUGGGCAAAUCGAUUAUGCAAGCAGACCACAUAGAUUCUGUUAGAUUGAUUAUUUUAAUAAAACAUGCAGUGUUGAUGUACCUAACUUAACAUUAGAUUGUAUAAAAUAAACUUAUAGAAGAAAUCAAGGUUAAAUGCAAUGUAUGUCAU